Cordyceps fumosorosea ARSEF 2679 is the source of this 2925-nucleotide messenger RNA. Its product is annotated as Adaptor protein complex AP-2, alpha subunit. The transcript is spliced from 4 exons. Gene Ontology annotation, molecular function: clathrin-cargo adaptor activity. NCBI's taxonomy places the organism in Eukaryota, Fungi, Ascomycota, Sordariomycetes, Hypocreales, Cordycipitaceae. The record is from RefSeq and is a predicted model, not a curated record. Gene Ontology annotation, cellular component: AP-2 adaptor complex; membrane coat. The coding region runs from base 1 to 2925 and encodes 974 amino acids. Gene Ontology annotation, biological process: intracellular protein transport; clathrin-dependent endocytosis.
AUGUCGUCCUCUGGGGGUGGCUUCCUUGGUCGCUCGAGCAGCAGCACCGCCAACAUGCGCGGCCUGGUCCAGUUCAUCGCUGACCUGAGAAAUGCCCGCGCCCGCGAGCUUGAGGAGAAGCGCAUCAACAAGGAGCUCGCCAACAUCCGCCAAAAGUUCAAGGAUGGGAAUCUCAGCGGCUACCACAAGAAGAAAUACGUCUGCAAGCUCCUGUACAUUUAUAUCCUAGGCUGGGACGUUGACUUUGGCCAUCUCGAAGCCGUCAACCUCAUCUCCGCGGGCAAGUACUCGGAGAAGCAAAUUGGCUACCUGGCCGUGACGCUCUUCCUCCAUGAGAAGCAUGAGCUUCUCCAUCUUGUCGUCAACAGCAUUCGCAAGGAUCUCCUGGACCACAACGAGCUUUUCAACUGUUUGGCUCUGCAUGCCAUUGCCAAUGUUGGAGGCCGCGAAAUGGGCGAAUCUCUCAGCAGCGAUGUCCAUCGACUUUUGAUUGCUCCUACGUCAAAGUCUUUUGUGAAGAAGAAGGCGGCCCUCACUUUAUUGCGACUGUACCGAAAGAGCCCCGAAAUCGUUAGCCCGCAAUGGGCUGAUCGUCUGGUUCACUUGAUGGACGAUCCUGAUCUCGGCGUUGCGCUUUCUGUCACCUCAUUGGUGAUGACUGUCGCGCAGGACAGCUUGGAUCUGUAUAAAGGCGCCUACGCCAAAGCCGCUGCUCGACUUAAGCGCAUUGUCAUCGAUGCCGAGUAUACGGCCGAUUACUUAUACUACAAGGUUCCCUGCCCGUGGCUCCAAGUAAAGCUUCUGAAGCUUCUUCAGUAUUUUGCGCCUUCAGAUGAUACCCACGUCCGCAACAUGCUGCGAGAAGCCUUGCAAAAGAUUCUAAGCUUAGCCACGGAGGGCAGCAAAAACGUGCAGCAGAAUAAUGCGCAGAAUGCCGUUCUCUUUGAAGCAAUCAACCUCAUCAUUCAUCUCGACACUGAGCACGAACUCAUGGAUCAAAUCUCGACUCGUCUAGGCCGCUUCAUCCAAAGCCGCGAAACCAAUGUUCGUUACCUCGGCCUCGAAGCCAUGACGCAUUUGGCGGCACGCACGCGAACUCUUUCCCCCAUCAAGCAGCACCAGAGCAUUAUUCUUGGAUCACUGAAGGACCGUGACAUUAGUGUUCGGCGCAAGGGAUUGGAUCUGCUCUACAGCAUGUGCGAUUCUACGAAUGCUAGAAUUAUUGUCGGCGAGCUGUUGCACCACCUUCAAAAUGCCGACUACGCUAUUCGUGAAGAAAUGGUGUUGAAGAUUGCCAUUUUGACGGAAAAGUACGCCACCGAUGUCCAAUGGUACGUCGACAUCUCCCUCAGACUGAUUGCCAUGGCUGGUGAUCAUGUUAGCGACGAAGUCUGGCAGCGCGUCACGCAAAUCGUAACCAACAACGAAGAACUUCAAAUAUAUGCCGCUCAAAAUGCACUGCAGCACAUCAAGUCGGACCAUUGCCAUGAGACACUAGUCAAGAUCGGAGCAUACAUCCUGGGUGAAUUCGGCCACCUGGUCGCAGACCAACCGCGAUGCAGCCCCAUCGAGCAGUUUAUGGCUUUGCAAAACAAGCUGGCCUCGUCGUCACCCAGCACGCGUGCCAUGAUUCUCUCGUGCUUCAUCAAAUUCGUCAACCUGUUUCCCGAAAUUAAGCCCCAACUCGUUCACGUUUUCCAGAUCCACAGCCAUACCUUGGAUUCGGAAAUGCAGCAAAGAGCUUGCGAAUAUCUUACCCUUGCGACACUCCCUACCGAUGACUUGCUGAGAACAGUUUGCGACGAGAUGCCCCCGUUCCCCGAGAGAGAGUCAGCUCUGUUGUCUCGACUACACCAAAAGCACGCCAAUACCAGCGACAGACGCACCUGGGUUGUCGGCGGCAAGGAUGCCAACGCGGACCAAUCGGAAUUGAGCAUGGCCAAGCCUGGUCUUAAGCGCUCCUUUAGCUCUGGCAAUGCCCUCAAUGGAAGCAAAGCGGGACAAUCGAACGGAACGAAUGAUUUGGCGGGAUUGGAUAUGAGCGGUCCGACGGAACCGGCCAAGGCACCGAAUCUUGCUAGUGCCGCGCAUUUGUCGCCUGGCUGGGAGAAGGGGUACAAUCGGCUCCUGCUUCGACCAGAAGGUGUGUUAUACGAAGAUGGCCAGCUGCAAAUAGGCAUCCGGUCGGAAUACCGCGGCCAAAUGGCUUGUAUCAUCGCCUACUUCAAGAACAAAAACCCUGGCGACAUCGCUUCAUUCACGACGACCCUGGACUUGGACCCCAGCGAAAAGACCAAUUUGACUUGGGAUGUGAAAGACUUACCGGAUAACAGCCUGGUUGCUGGCGGCCAGUCGCAACAAGUUAUCAUGUUUGAGGCACAAAAGACAUUCGCCAAAAGUCCGACAAUCCGAGUCAGCUAUCUGGCUGGAUCUCUGCAGGCCGUCACGCUCAAGCUUCCGAUUGCCAUGCACAAGUUUAUGGACCCCGCGGAGCUAUCGGCAGAGGACUUUUUCAAGCGAUGGAAGCAAAUCAGCGCCGGGCCAAGAGAAGCGCAAGCGAUCUUCGGUGUCCAUGCAAAGGCCAAAAACAGGGAGAUUACAGAGACAUUUGUCAAGAGAUCUGUAGAAGGCUUCCGAUGGCGUUUGCUGGAUAUGGUUGAUCCCAACCCCAAGAAUAUUGUCGGUGCCAGUGUGCUCCAUACGACACAGGGUGGCAAGUUUGGCUGCCUUAUGCGACUGGAGCCAAACUACGGAAGCCAAAUGAUUCGACUAACCAUCCGCGCAACUGAUGAUUCCGUGCCUGCUGUGCUGCUCAAGCUCAUGCAAGAUCAUUUGAGCAUGGGUGUUUCUGCAGGCCCGGAGCUUCCCGAACCUCCUACAAGGCAAGAAAUAUCUGAUGCGUUUGGGAAUGUGAUGGUAAUGUGA